CAUCACCACGCUGGCUCUCACUCCCCUCUCUCGUGACGUCAGGCUCCUCUCGCGCGGCAUGAUGGGAGAAUCCUAAUGUUUUCCAACAGAUGCUCCAAGAACAGCUUUCAGAUUAAAGCAAUUGCAAGAGCAAAGAUUCUUCUUUUUUCCUUUUUUCCCGGGGGGUGGGGGGUGGGGUGGGGGAGGGAGCGCCCCCAGAAAUUCCUAGACAUCACCCCCUGCCCCAAGCAUGCAAUAAACACUGCCAAGAAAAAGUUUUUAUUUCCUGGUUCAACUUUUUUUUUUCCUGGAAUAUAGACUGAAGAAUGGGAAUAAACACGAAUAAAUAACAGAGCGAGGCCGCGCACGCCGGGAUGUGCCUGGCUGCAGCCGCGAGGCUAUUGUCUCAGCGCCCUGAAGCCAGCCCCGGCCUCGUCCUCCGGCUCCUUCCCUUUUCCUGUGCUUUUUGAUUUUCCUUUUUAAAACGACGACCCCUCCAGCCCUCUCGCCAGUGACCUUGGCCGCCUCGGAUGCUCUGAUUCCACGCGGCUCCCUCCAACUUGCCCCCUCGCCGGCCGGGCCCAUGGCCGCGUCCGAGGACGGGAGCGGCUGCCUCGUGUCGCGGGGCCGCUCGCAGAGUGACCCCAGCGUCCUCACCGACUCCUCGGCCACCUCCUCUGCUGACGCCAGGGAGAACCCAGAUGAGACGGAACAAACCCCCCCGGCGCGCUCCGAGUAUCUGGUCUCAGGGAUUCGAACUCCGCCCGCGAGGAGGAGCAGCAAACUGGCCACCCUGGGCAGGAUCUUCAAACCCUGGAAGUGGCGGAAAAAGAAAAAUGAAAAACUGAAGCAGACGACGUCGGCCUUGGAGAAGAAGAUGGCCGGCAGGCAGGGGCGGGACGACCUCAUCAAGAAAGGGCUGCUGGAGAUGAUGGAGCAGGACGCUGAGAGCAAAGCAGGCAGCCCUGAUGGAGGCCCCCGAGCUGCGCAGAGCGAACCUUCCACGCCCAGGCAGGAGCCCCUGACUUCAGAGGAAGCCCAGCCGGGAAGCCCUUCAGCCGCUGGGACAGACCAGGCUUCCCUGGAUGAACCGCUGUCCUCGGAAACCCAUUCAGAUGAUGCAGCCAAGACGUCAUCAGCAUCCAGAGGUGACGAAGCAGACGCCGCCGGCAGCCGCCCACCUGCCAUGGACGAGCCGUCUCAAGCCUUAGCUGGGCCCGAUGCCCUGGACAGUCCUCCCAGACCCCUGGACAGAUCCAUGGGCCAGCUUCCCAGCCCUCCGCUGCUGCCCACCCCGCCACCCAAGGCAGGCUCCACAGCCUCAAGAAGCACCCCAGGCCAGGCCACGCUCUUCCAAGGCUCUGGCGGGAAGAAUACUGACCCUCCGCUCCGAGGACAGCUUUCCACGCCCACGGGGUCUCCGCAUCUCCCCACCGUCCACCGGCCGCUGCCCCCCAGCCGCGUGAUCGAGGAGCUGCAUAGGGCGCUGGCCACCAAGCACCGCCAGGACAGUUUCCAAGGACGGGACAGUAAAGGGUCCCCGAAGAAGCGUGUGGAUGUCCGGCUGUCCAGGACGUCCAGUGUGGAGCGGGGCAAGGAGCGGGAGGAGGCUUGGAGCUUCGAUGGGGCCUCCGACGUCAAGCGGGCCGCCGCCAAGGAGUCCGAGGAGAACAAGGAGAACUUGCUGAUGAAUUCCGAGCUCAAGGACGACCUGCUUUUGUAUCAGGACGAAGAGGCGCUGAACGACUCCAUCGUCUCCGGAACCCUGCCGAGGAAAUGCAAGAAGGAGCUGCUGGCAGUGAAGCUGAGGAACCGGCCCAGCAAGCAGGAACUAGAAGACAGAAACAUCUUCCCCAGGAGGACGGACGAGGAGAGGCAGGAAAUCCGGCAGCAGAUUGAACUGAAGCUCUCCAAACGGCUGAGCCAAAGACCCGCCGUGGAGGAACUGGAGAGAAGAAACAUCCUGAAACAAAGGAAUGAUCAGACGGAGCAGGAAGAAAGAAGAGAAAUCAAGCAAAGAUUGACAAGAAAGCUUAAUCAGAGACCCACGGUUGAUGAACUGAGAGACAGAAAAAUUCUGAUACGAUUCAGUGAUUACGUGGAGGUGGCAAAGGCACAAGACUAUGACAGACGGGCCGACAAGCCCUGGACGAGACUGUCGGCAGCAGACAAGGCAGCGAUUCGUAAAGAACUGAAUGAAUACAAAAGCAAUGAAAUGGAAGUACACGCCUCAAGCAAGCACCUGACAAGAUUCCACAGGCCAUAGAGAUUUUCUUCUGAGAAGAAUUGUGUUUAAUUUUUGAUACCAACACUGAACAUUCAUCAGGGAACUUUCCUGACGCUCAUGACCACCUGCUGUGUUUGCGAAGGAGCAGGACCACAGGCAGGUGAAAUGUGGGUCGCUCUCACCUGUAAGAGGAGGAAGCGGGGGACGGCCUCCACUCUCUGGUGUCUGAGGAGUGUGAACAGUUGGGGUCGAUACAGCCCCCAGGAACUCUCCCAGAAGAAAACUCAGUUUUGCUUUGCAGCUCUGCGGUGCGAAGGAGGACGCGGUGUGCAUGUGCAGGUCACCGCCGAGGCUCUGAGUGCCGGACGAGUGACGCAGCGUCGUCAGUACCAUGUGGCCGAGACGUUUUUAUUCUGAUCACGAUUAAUUUGAGACUCUUUAAGUUCCUGUUAUACAAAAUGAUUUACUGUAUUAUACUUUUUCUUUUUUUUAUAUAAUGUCUAACAAAAAUACAGCUGCGACAUUUUGAUUCCUGUUAAUUUUGUUCUUUCAUUAAAUGACUACUUAUUGCAGGAAAUUAAUCUGGCCAGUACAGUUUCUUGGGGUUGGGGUGUGAGAUGUUUUUAGCACAGGGGUCUGUGAAACAAGUCCAAUUUUAUUACUUUUGAGCCAUCAGAAGCCAACCACAUCAAAGAGCAUUCAAACGUUUUGUGUAUUUUGUUUUGUAAAUUCUGUUAGUAUAUGUGAUUUCGUGCCCUGGAAAAUCAAAGUAUUCUUUUCAAGUGAAGUUUAUGGAUUAUUGAGUAAUGAACCUAGAAAUAAGUGAUAGCUUGUUGAAAAAGUCUGCCAAGAUGAAAAUUAUGCCUUAUUUAAGAGUAUUUUGAAGUUCGCAUUUGCAGACAGUAUUAAAAACGCAUUAUAAGAAGCAGAGGUUUAAAUGGAGGUGCGAUCGUAAAGAGGAAAUUUCCCUCCUCCAGCACAAAAAGGUAAAAAGUAAUCUUGCACAAAGGGGGAAAGUAAGUUAAAUAAAAAUAAAUAUUCCAAGUAAAUAUGUUUUGGCUUGGCCUUUGAGUAAGUGUCCUCGAGAAUGAGCCCACCCUCUCUGCUGGUCCAUCCAGGCAGCGAGCACAGUGCGUGGACUUUGGGACCUGGGCCCCAAUCCCAGCUCUGCACCUUGCAGCGAGAUAUUUAUUUCCUCCGCAGGAACAUCUCCCCGCCCCCCCAACACGGCUGUAAUCUUUGAAUGAGAUGAAGGAGGUCAGGUGCCAGCGCAGUGGCCAGCACAUUCUCAGCCUGACCAGGUGGCCCUGGAGCAGCUGAAUGUCCCUGUGACUUCUCACCGCACAUGUUACCUCAUUGCCUUCCGUGACCUUUCCUGUUCCGCUGCUUUAAGGCUGCGAUGGGUCAGCUGCCCAUGGAAACUGCUCAGCCUUUGAGGUAGCACUUUGUGCUGAGGGACUUAUGACCAGUCCUGGGUGCUAGACAACCUACUGUGAGUUGAACUGGGGUCUUUUAGAAGAAAUCACUGCAUGGUAGAAAAAGUCCAGCUCUACCUCUUACUUGCUGUAUAACCUUUUGUGAAUUGUUUGACUUCUCUGAGCCUCAGUUUCUGUGUCUGAAAUGAGAUGAUUUCUAAAUCCUUUCUAACCAGAAGUCAAUCCCUUAAUUUUAUAAGCAUUUAUGUGUAUGCAUAUAUACUGUGUAUUUAAUGUA
Sus scrofa (pig) is the source of this 3919-nucleotide messenger RNA. RefSeq names its product phosphatase and actin regulator 3 (gene PHACTR3). Lineage: Eukaryota; Metazoa; Chordata; Mammalia; Artiodactyla; Suidae. Gene Ontology annotation, molecular function: actin binding. The record is from RefSeq and is a predicted model, not a curated record. Gene Ontology annotation, biological process: actin cytoskeleton organization.